AUGGGAGCAUUAGCCAUUAAGAAAGUAUUUUCCCUUCUCAUCAACUUUGUCCUAUUUGCCCAGUUGGUUUCAUCACUGGACGCGCCUGCCUUUUCUUCUAAUUCUUCCAAAGAAGCUAUUGCUCUUCUGACAUGGAAAAAUAGCCUUCAAAAUGAAUCUCAAUCCCACUUAUCUUCAUGGAUUCCAGUUUUUUCUUCCAAUCUAAACCUAAGUAGGAAUCCAUGCAAUUGGCUUGGUAUUUCAUGCAACCUUGCUGGAAGCAUCGUCAAAAUAAACCUUACCGAAUCUAGCUUACAAGGUACGCUUCACGGAUUUUCUUUUUUAUCAUUUCCAAAUCUUGCGUCCAUUGAUCUUUAUGUGAACACUCUUUAUGGGACAAUUCCACCUCAAAUUAGCUCCCUGUCAAAACUCAAAUAUCUCGAUUUGUCCUUUAAUCAGUUUUCAGGCAAAAUCCCACCAGAAAUUGGCAAGCUAGCUACUCUUAAGGCCCUCCACCUCGGACGUAAUAACUUAAACGGCUCCAUUCCUGAAGAAAUAGGGCGCCUAAACCUUCUAACUGAAUUUUAUCUUUACAAAAACCAUAUAGACGGUUACAUCCCUUCUUCUUUAGGCAAUUUGAGCAACUUGGUUAUUUUGCUUCUUUAUGGCAAUGAACUUUCUGGUUUCGUUCCUCCAGAAAUGGGAAACCUCUCCAAUUUGGAUCAACUUGACAUUAGUCAAAACCACCUGACAGGUCCAAUCCCUUCCACUUUCGGGAACUUGAAAAGGCUAACCAUCUUGCACAUGUUUGAUAAUUCACUUUCCGGUCCCAUCCCUUCGGAGAUUGGAAAUUUGAAAUCCCUAAAGAGUGUAAGUCUUCAACACAAUAAUCUUUCGGGUUCAAUUCCAGCAUCAUUAUUAGGUGAUUUGGUAAAUCUUACCCUACUUCACCUGGAUAAUAAUAGCCUUUCUGGAUCCAUUCCUACAGAAAUAGGAAACUUGACUUCUCUCAAAGAUCUACAGUUGGAUCAUAACCAGCUAUGUGGUUCUCUUCCAACUUCUUUUGCUAACAUGAGCAAUUUGAUAUUUUUAGUACUUCGUGAAAACCAACUUACCGGUCCAAUUCCUCAAGGAAUUGGAGAUCUCAUCAACUUGAAAACUCUACAACUGGACACAAACCAAUUUAUUGGUAAUUUGCCUCAAAACAUUUGCCAUGGUGGAUCACUUCGGUACUUUGCUGCAAGCAACAACCAUUUGGAUGGCCAAAUUCCCAAAAGUUUCAAAAAUUGCACAAGCAUAGUCAGAGUCCAAUUAAGAGGUAACCAACUCAUUGGAGAUAUAUCUAAGGACUUCGGUGUCUAUCCAAACUUGGAGUUCAUAGAUCUAAGGCAUAAUCGAUUUUAUGGAAGGAUCUCAAGUAAUUGGGGCCAGUGUCAACAACUACAAACCCUACUUCUGGGUAAAAACAAUAUUACUGGUAGCAUACCAAAAGAGAUCGGGAACUGGACUACUCAGCUAGGUGAACUUGAUCUUUCUUCAAAUCAUAUAGUUGGGACGAUUCCAAAAGAAUUCGGAAGCCUAAUUUCUCUAAUGAAAUUGUGGAUGAAUGGCAAUCAAGUCUCUGGCGCUAUACCUUUUGAAUUUGGGUUCUUGACAAAUCUUGAAUAUCUUGACCUGUCCUCAAACAAGCUGAAUACCAAUGGAAAUUUACAAAUUGGAGAGCAUAGUGAUCUUAAAUCUCUCCCAUAA
Messenger RNA from Juglans microcarpa x Juglans regia, 1728 nucleotides. Its product is annotated as MDIS1-interacting receptor like kinase 2-like. NCBI's taxonomy places the organism in Eukaryota, Viridiplantae, Streptophyta, Magnoliopsida, Fagales, Juglandaceae. The record is from RefSeq and is a predicted model, not a curated record. Gene Ontology annotation, molecular function: protein binding. The coding region runs from base 1 to 1728 and encodes 575 amino acids. The transcript has 2 exons.